Heterocephalus glaber (naked mole-rat) is the source of this 1834-nucleotide messenger RNA. RefSeq names its product carbohydrate sulfotransferase 12 (gene Chst12). Gene Ontology annotation, molecular function: sulfotransferase activity. The record is from RefSeq and is a predicted model, not a curated record. Gene Ontology annotation, cellular component: membrane. Gene Ontology annotation, biological process: carbohydrate biosynthetic process; proteoglycan biosynthetic process. Lineage: Eukaryota; Metazoa; Chordata; Mammalia; Rodentia; Bathyergidae.
GUGUGAGGACGGCCCCGGCGCGCGGAUGCGGUGUCACCCAUUUUGAAAUCUGCUGCAGCUUCCGCAUCCGAGGCUCAGCGCUCUUUCGUCGUUACCACAGAGAAAGUUCCACCUCAGAAGCCAGACGUCCCGCUCUCUAACUUUACUAAUUUUAAUUUUAUUCUCUCCAAACUUAUGGAGACACCCAGGUUGGCCUCAGAGCGAUGCCCUGGCUCUCUUGAAGCUGAAGUGAGAGGGUCCAGGCACGGGCCCAGCCCGGGCCGGACAGCAUGACCAAGCCCCGGCUCUUCCGGCUGUGGCUGGCCCUGGGCUCUGUCCUCAUGGUCCUGCUCAUCAUCGUGUACUGGGACAACGUGGGCACUGCCCACUUCUACCUGCACACCUCCUUGUCCAGACCUCACGCCCUGGCGCCCCUCCCCACCACCGGGCAGGGGGAGGACACGGAGUUCACCUCCGAUGUGGACGAAUUUCUAGAUAAGUUGCUUAGUUCUGGUGCAAAGCAAAGUGACCUUUCCAAGAAAAAGACCGAGCAACCCCUGGUGCUGGCCUCCAGCAAGCCUGCACUGAGCCGCAUGGAGGAGAGCGUGAGGGGCUACGACUGGUCCCCCCAGAACGCCCAGCAGCGCCCCGACGCAGGCCGGCAGCAGGCCGAGCGCAGACGCAUGCUGCGCCACUUCUGCGCCAACUCCAGCCUGGCCUUCCCCACCAAAGAGCGCUCCUUCGACGACAUCCCCAACUACGAGCUGAACCACCUCAUCGUGGACGACCGCCACGGCGUCAUCUACUGCUACGUGCCCAAGGUGGCCUGCACCAACUGGAAGCGCGUGAUGAUCGUGCUGAGCGAGAGCCUGCUGGACCGCGGCGCCCCCUACCGAGACCCGCUGGACAUCCCGCGGGAGCGCGUGCACAACAGCAGCACGCACCUGACCUUCAACAAGUUCUGGCGCCGCUACGGCAGGUUCUCCAGGCACCUCAUGAAGAUCAAGCUGAAGAAGUACACCAAGUUCCUCUUCGUGCGCGACCCCUUCGUGCGGCUCAUCUCGGCCUUCCGCAGCAAGUUUGAGCUGGAGAACGAGGAGUUUUACCGCAAGUUCGCGGCGCCUAUGCUGCGGCUGUAUGCCAACCUCACCAGCCUGCCCACCUCGGUGAGCGAGGCCUUCAGCGCCGGCCUCAAGGUCACCUUCGCCAACUUCAUCCAGUAUCUGCUGGACCCCCACACUGAGAAGCUGGCGCCCUUCAACGAGCACUGGCGGCAGGUGUACCGCCUCUGCCACCCGUGCCAGAUCGACUACGACUUUGUGGGGAAGCUGGAGACGCUGGACGAGGACGCCGCCCAGCUGCUGCAGCUGCUCAAGGUGGACGCUCAGGUCCACUUCCCCCCGAGCUACCGGAACAGAACUGCCAGCAGCUGGGAGGAGGACUGGUUCGCCAAGAUCCCCCUGGCCUGGCGGCGGCAGCUCUACAAACUCUACGAGGCGGACUUUGUUCUCUUUGGCUACCCCAAGCCCGAACAUCUGCUCGGAGACUGAGUGCCACUCCAAGAGCCGUCAGCGGUGGCCCCCGAAGCCCGUGGGACCUUGCCGGGAACCUGAGCGGGGCACUGGGGCCAAGCUGUCUCUUUGGCUUCCCUGCCCUCGUGUGGAGGGCCUAGUCUUGACCUCCCGUGCUCAAGGCUUUACACAACCCAGGGCUCUGCAGUCUGGGCUUGCUGUUCACUCCAGACCCUGUGUUCACUGAGCACUGUGUUAAUAUUGUUUUCUAAGAUUAAUAUAUUUCAGAUAUUUAAUAUGAACGUGGAGGAAAGCCAGAGUAAAGCGUGGCAGCUGGGCUCUCA